GAGUUUAUUCAACUUUACAAAAAGUUAAUUUGUGUUAAAUAUGAAUUUCAAGAAAUUGUUAACUUCGUUAAGCCCGACCAAGGGUCAAAAAGAAAUGGCCAUGGCCUUUGUGCCAACAGCCGCCACAUUCGGUAUGGCAGGUCUCCUGACACUUAUCUACUUCACCGACUGGCGCCUUGUCACCAACUACAUUCCCCUCUAUAACACCAAGUACCCGAAGGAGCCGCAGAAAUGAGGCAAGCAGCGUUUCCCUUGUUUUCUAAUUUUUAAUGUCUCCUACAAUUUGUUAUCGUUUCGUCCACGUUUUAUUUGGCUUCUUCUGAAGGUCUACCAAUUGCACAAAUAAACAGUCGGAUUUUUCCAAAA
Drosophila innubila is the source of this 366-nucleotide messenger RNA. RefSeq names its product cytochrome b-c1 complex subunit 10 (gene UQCR-6.4L). The transcript is spliced from 3 exons. Bases 41 to 235 code for a protein of 64 amino acids. Gene Ontology annotation, cellular component: mitochondrial inner membrane. Gene Ontology annotation, biological process: mitochondrial electron transport, ubiquinol to cytochrome c. NCBI's taxonomy places the organism in Eukaryota, Metazoa, Arthropoda, Insecta, Diptera, Drosophilidae. The record is from RefSeq and is a predicted model, not a curated record.